AUAAUAUUCAGUGUUAUAUUUGUGGAUUCGAAUAUAUUAAAAGAGGUAGUGUUGUAUUCAACAGAUGACAAGAUGGACAAGGUCGACAGCUCGUCGCCUAAUAUAACGUUCAGCAUUGAGAAUGAGGACCAUACUUUGGGUAAUGCUGUGAGGACACUAUUGGUUGAGCGCGAGGACGUUUUCUUCGCAGGUUACUCAGUGCCGCAUCCCAUGCAGCCUGAGGUAAACAUUCGGAUCCAGACAACAGGGAAGCCCGCAGUUAAGAUAUUUGUGGAAUGCUUAGACGACUUGGUGGAGGUAUGCAAUGUGCUAACCAAGGCAUUUAUCGAUGCUGGUGCUGAGAAUUACACCGAUGAAAAGUGAGAUAUAAAGCAUAUUUAUGGGCUAUAAGCGCGUUGUCUUAGUUCGCAAGUCAACAAACGGAUGAAAAGUACCCCGGUUAUGCUGUUUUCAUGUAGCUUAGCUGAAAACUUCUUGAACUGUACUGUAUCGUGUUAGUUCAGGCUCGAAGUAAAUAACACUAGCAAUACAAAACACCUUACACAUCAAUAUCGCCAUACAUUU
Babesia bovis T2Bo is the source of this 564-nucleotide messenger RNA. Its product is annotated as DNA-directed RNA polymerases family protein. The record is from RefSeq and is a predicted model, not a curated record. The transcript is spliced from 2 exons. Gene Ontology annotation, cellular component: RNA polymerase III complex; RNA polymerase I complex. Gene Ontology annotation, biological process: DNA-templated transcription. The coding region runs from base 73 to 363 and encodes 96 amino acids. Gene Ontology annotation, molecular function: DNA binding; DNA-directed RNA polymerase activity; protein dimerization activity. NCBI's taxonomy places the organism in Eukaryota, Apicomplexa, Aconoidasida, Piroplasmida, Babesiidae.